Molecule: messenger RNA, 1230 nt
Organism: Phoenix dactylifera (date palm)
Lineage: Eukaryota; Viridiplantae; Streptophyta; Magnoliopsida; Arecales; Arecaceae
Source: RefSeq, a predicted model, not a curated record
AGAGCUGAAGAUCAGCAUUGGAGCUUCCUCCAUCCCGUCAUGGCCACUUAUCCCCCUCGCUCUGGUGCCCCCAUUCCGUUCAAAGUAAUAGAAGAACAGGAGGACCACCCUUCUCAGCCACGUCUUGAGGAUUACGAUGACUUCAUCUCAACUCUCCCAUUCGAGAAAGGAUCGGUUCCUUCCAGAAAAUACCAAGGCUUCUGGUACCCGGAGGGCUUUCUCCCGGGCGCCAUGGCCAUCCAGCAGCGCUUCAAGGCACGUCCCGACGACCUCUUCCUUGUAUCCUUCCCCAAAUCCGGCACCACCUGGCUAAAAGCCCUCGUCUUCGCCACCAUGACCCGAAAACAGUACCCUCUGGCUCGCCACCCUCUCCUUAGCCUGAACCCUCACGACUGCGUUGCUUAUAUAGAGGAACGCUUCGCCAUCGGCCAAGCCUCCAAAGUUGAAGCCUUGCCUUCACCGAGGAUCCUCUCCACCCACAUGCCUUACUCCUUGCUCCAGGACUCGGUCGCGGGCUCCGGCUGCAGGAUUAUCUAUAUUGCCCGGGACCCCAAGGAUGCCUUGGUCUCCUUUUGGCACUUCACCCAGAAGUCUUCUCCGAAGCUGAACAAAAUUCCAUUUACGGAGGCCUUUGAGGCUUUCUGCGAGGGGAAGUUUCCUUUUGGGCCCAUAUGGGACCAUUUGUUGGGGUGGUGGAGGGAGAGCUUAAAAAGGCCCGAGAAGGUGCUGUUCCUCAAGUAUGAGGGGUUGUUGGAGGAGCCGGUGGCCAACGUGAAGAGGCUGGCGGAGUUCGUGGGGUGUCCGUUCUCCGAAGAGGAGGAGGAGGGAGGGAUGGUGGAGGAGAUUGUAAGGUUGUGCAGCAUGGAGAGCAUGAAGAGCUUGGAGGUGAAUAAGGUUAGGAAACACGGGCCGAUUUAUCAGUUUGCCAAUUCCUCGUUCUUCAGGAAAGGAGUCAAGGGCGAUUGGAGGAAUCAUAUGAGUCCGGAGAUGGCUCGGAGGUUGGACGUCAUCAUCGAGGAAAAGCUUCAGGGAUCUGGUUUGACCGGUUGGAGUUCCCAAGCUUAGGGGGAUUAGAAGCUACAGCGGGCGAUUCCACAGCUCGCGGGGUGUGAUUUUUCUUCCAAAUGCGUCCUUGUAAACUUUGUUAAUCUUUUCUUAGAAAAGAUUAAAAGCAAAGUAUGCCUCCAUCAUAUUUUAUGAUCUUAAUAAAAGUUCCAUGGAACUUACCAA